AUGGAAAUUAAAAAUUUAAAUGUAGAUUAUAUUAAAAUAACUUAACUAUAAUACCAAGUUUUAAUAAUUAAAGCUUAAGAGGGCAUUCAUAUAUUAUAACUUUCAAAACAUCUUCUCCUUAAGAAAUCAGUUAAGGAAGCAUAUUUGUUAUCAAAAAAAUGGUUAAAAACCUGGAAAAUACAUGUUGGAUAUGAUGCUAUUUUGAAAGGUGAAUAGCCUAGAGGUAAGGGAUAUGGAAGACAAUAACUUUUGGAGAUUAAUAAUGAUAUAAUAGAGAACAAAGAAUUAUUUCAUGAUGCACCCGUAUUAUAUGAUUAUUUAGAAACUCCUUUGAAUGAUGUGUAACCUUUUAAAGAUUAUAUUCUUAUUACAUUAUAAGCUUGGAAAUUCUACUAUUAAAAAUACACAGGUACAGCAAUAAGGAGAAUAGCAAUUGAGUAAGGAGAAUUCUAUUUGAAGAUUAUAAGUGUAAUUUUUAAUUAAUAUAUAAGCCUAAUGUAAUUUUUAUAACUUAAGAGAAAUUGAAUGAGAUUUAUUCACUAAAUUAUAAUUAAUUUAUUAAUUCUCUUGAUUUAUUGAAAAUGAGAAAAGUUUAAUUAUUUAGUGAUUGGAAAUUUAGAGAAUUAGAUACAUAUUGUUAAUAAAUAAUGAAGAGUAAAGAUAUACAAAUUUGGUUAAUGAAUCCUUUUUAUGAAUAAAAUUAGAUUAAAUUAGAAUUGAUAAAGAAAAUUAAUUAAAAUAAAUAUAUUUUGUUGGGUGAAUAAUUAUUAAAAGCAGAAUAUUAGGAAUUUUAAUUAUCACAGUUUAUAAAAAAUCAUUUUAUUUUGGUAGUAUUUUAAAAUAAAGUUUAAUUAUCUUGA
Messenger RNA from Paramecium pentaurelia, 860 nucleotides. Lineage: Eukaryota; Ciliophora; Oligohymenophorea; Peniculida; Parameciidae. The record is from the annotation of a GenBank genome assembly.